AUGCCUUCGUUGCGAUUUCCCAUAGCCUGCGCUAUAAUAACGCUCUGUGUCGUCGGCGCAGCGACACAGGCUGGCAUUGCAGACACAAUACACACUUGGGUACCCGGGAAUGUGAGCCUGCCUUUGCCAAGGGGUGCCGUUUUUGCCGGUCUCGAUCCCGAUUGGUAUAACAUUUACGUGGGUCGGCUCCAUCCCGCAAACAACGGCGUUUAUCCGGCCAAAAUAAAAUUGCCUACGGGUGCAAUCUAUCUUGCGGGAACCACAUCGAAAUACUGGACCAAAAGCUACGAUAUUUUGAUAGCGACUGAUGGACGCAGCUAUGAAUGGGUACGCAGCUUUGAUGGCCAUCUAGAACGUAAUGCCGUAUCCGUUGGAACAUCGAGUUCCGGCGAGCGCGUCUACAUCUGUAGAGUUCUCCUGGACGGUGCCGUUGUCAUGGGCAAUUUAUUUGGCCAAUCGCGGGUGUGCGCCGCAAAACAUGAUAGUUAUGUUGAAUCGGAUAAAUACGAAGUUUUGGUCGAGGUGUAGAAAGUGGAGAAAAAAGUGGAAUUAUAAGUAUUUCCAAUGAGCACAUAAUCGAUGAACUGAAUUAUUUCACUAUGCAAUAAAACCAAUAUCAGUCUUAGAACCUUUGAGACAUGACCACAAAUGGUUGGGAAAGUGAUAGAAAUUGUAUCUCCUUAGAUAAAACAAUUGCCUGCUAUUACUGCACAGUAUUAUCCAACAAUAAAUAUUAAAAUGUGUUUUUAAUUAUCCGUACAAAAUAAUUAACACACCCAAUUGAUUGACAAUAAAUAUCGACCCCCACUUGGCGUAUGCGCAAUACAAAUAUUACUCGCUCACUCUUUCCAGUUACUAUAUAUUGAGUGUAUUAGUCUGUAACCAAAGAGUGAACAGGCAGUAACCGUCCCACAAAGUAUAUAUAUUCUUGUGCAAGCCGAGUCAAUAUAGCCCUGUCGGUCCAUCUGUCCGUCUGUCUGUAUGAACGCAAGGAUUUCAGAAAGCAUAGGAGCUAGAAUAACCAAACUUGGUAUCCAGAUUCUCCUAAGUCCGAGAAAGUACGAGUUUGAGUUUUUUUUCG
Molecule: messenger RNA, 1081 nt
Organism: Scaptodrosophila lebanonensis
Lineage: Eukaryota; Metazoa; Arthropoda; Insecta; Diptera; Drosophilidae
Exons: 2
Coding region: 1-528 (175 amino acids)
Source: RefSeq, a predicted model, not a curated record